ACGGGCCGUGGUAAUUAAGAGUUGAAAGUUACUACUCCUACGAACGAAAUAUCUCUGUGCCCCUUACUUCUCUUUGAGGAGACUUCGACAAUUGAUUGGUCAGACGCUGCGAGUUCCCAUACGCGGGUCACAUCAACGUAUAACCCAAACAUGAAUAUUUGGAGAUGUAUAGAUACAGAUCAACAGGCUGGAGUUGUGCCAUUUGCAAUCAGUCUGUUCAGUUCGCUGUUGAGUUUUUUGGGUGGCACAAUUUUCUUCCAUGGAGCUGUUGGUGUAGGUGCAAACAUCGCUGUUGUUGCUUGGAUCGGUUUCCUCAUCAUAUACCUACCCGCAAUCUAUCUAUACUUCACUCGUUGGACAGCUAGAAGAAUGGGCGCGCGAGGGAAGGCAUUGUUUAUACUCGUCGUGGUCAUUGCAGCCUGGGUUUGGGCGCAUAUGAUAUCCUGGAAGAACGCAGCUGCAGGAAUUGCAGGCAUAUUCUUUGGACCUACCGUUGUAGUGCAUCUUCUCCAGGUUCUGAUCUUUGGCCUAGGUGGCCACCCGCAACCCGUCGAGGGACACGACGCAGCGACAGUGGAUGGAGGGGCCUUCGCAAUGCAGCCUUUCCCUCCAGUUUAAUACGGUUCCAUUCGAUUUCAGUCCAUCCGCCCGAGCCCAUUAUUCUCUCUCUCUCUCCACGAGUUUAUUACGCCAAUCGACGGAGCAUCUUGGGAGAACAGACAUUCACGCCAUU
This is a messenger RNA of Hyaloscypha bicolor E, 733 nucleotides long. RefSeq lists its product as uncharacterized. The transcript has 4 exons. The record is from RefSeq and is a predicted model, not a curated record. Lineage: Eukaryota; Fungi; Ascomycota; Leotiomycetes; Helotiales; Hyaloscyphaceae. Bases 151 to 618 code for a protein of 155 amino acids.